CUUCGCCUCCAAGAAUGCCGCUUUGGCCCCUUGUUGUAUCUUCUGCAUCUUUUACUCCUAUCCAACCCAUCCUCUGAUCAUGACUCUUCCAACGACCACCUAUAUCAUCUACACCGACGGGGCCUGCCACGGCAACGGCGCCAAUCCAGCGCUCCGGCAGGCGGAAGGUGCCAUUGGCAUCUAUAGCGAAGAUCUCGACGUCAUGGAGCGACUUCCAGAGCAGAUGCGUCCUCAUACUGCAGACAAGUCUGAAUUUUGGGCCAUCUACCGAGCGCUGCAGGAGGCUCCGCCCAUUCGACCGCUUCUGAUCAGGACGGACUCAACACAGUGCAUCAAUACGCUCACCAUCUGGUACUACGAAUGGGUCGCACACGGCGGGCUCAAAACGAAUGGGCGGAAAGACAAGAACUACAACUUGAUCCGUGACAUCAUGGAUGAGAUUCUGCUGCGCAGAUCACGAGGCCAGAUGGUCAGCUUCAAGCACGUUUUGGGCCACUCGGGAAAU
Molecule: messenger RNA, 505 nt
Organism: Jaminaea rosea
Lineage: Eukaryota; Fungi; Basidiomycota; Exobasidiomycetes; Microstromatales
Product: ribonuclease H-like protein
Exons: 2
Biological process (GO): DNA replication, removal of RNA primer
Molecular function (GO): nucleic acid binding; RNA-DNA hybrid ribonuclease activity
Source: RefSeq, a predicted model, not a curated record